Messenger RNA from Kluyveromyces marxianus DMKU3-1042, 564 nucleotides. It is a transcript of the gene RHO2, whose product is annotated as Rho family GTPase RHO2. NCBI's taxonomy places the organism in Eukaryota, Fungi, Ascomycota, Saccharomycetes, Saccharomycetales, Saccharomycetaceae. The transcript has a single exon. Bases 1 to 564 code for a protein of 187 amino acids. Gene Ontology annotation, molecular function: GTPase activity; GTP binding. The record is from RefSeq and is a predicted model, not a curated record. Gene Ontology annotation, biological process: small GTPase-mediated signal transduction.
AUGUCUACUAGUCCUGUAAAACGGAAGAUAGUGAUAAUUGGUGAUGGUGCUUGUGGUAAAACGUCAUUGUUGUAUGUCUUCACUUUAGGCCAAUUCCCGGAGGAAUACCACCCUACCGUUUUUGAAAACUACGUGACGGAUUGCCGAGUGGAUGGAAUCAAAGUGCAGUUAACACUUUGGGAUACUGCUGGACAGGAAGAGUACGAAAGGCUUAGACCCUUUUCUUAUUCUAAGGCAGAUAUAAUUCUCAUCGGAUUUGCUAUUGAUGAUCCAGAGUCAUUGGGUAACGCAAGAAAUAAAUGGGCAGAGGAGGUUUUGAGGUACUGCCCCGAGGCUCCUGUUGUUCUCGUUGGGUUAAAAAAGGAUUUAAGGACGAUAGGUGACCAAAGUCAAAUGGUAACACAAGAACAAGCAGAGCAAGUAGCAAGAGCUAUUGGUGCCAAGAAAUAUAUGGAAUGCAGUGCUUUAACGGGAGAAAAUGUUGAUGAUGUGUUUGAAGUGGCUACGAGAACGAGUUUGCUGGUUAAUAAGCAGCCAGGACAUGGGUGUUGUGUAAUAUCAUAA